Rattus norvegicus (Norway rat) is the source of this 5152-nucleotide messenger RNA. NCBI's taxonomy places the organism in Eukaryota, Metazoa, Chordata, Mammalia, Rodentia, Muridae. The record is from RefSeq and is a predicted model, not a curated record.
UCCCAGCUCUUAGCCCCAGUGAACACUUGAGUUCAUUUGAGUAGAACCUUCACUCUUGUUAUUUCUAGUUCCCUAACUCACCUUGUGAUUCCUGACACAGAGGUGAGUGAACCUGUAGCAUCAGCCUUCAUCAAAGGCUGAAAUGAAGUAUGUUUUCAUUUGUGUUUCGUAUUAUCUUGUGUCACAUCUAAAUAGAUGAGCUCUCUGUUUUAUGCUGUAGCAGCACUCCUUUGUCAGGCCUUCCCAGGCCUGUUUGCUGUUUGCUAGGUAGCCCUUUUCAAAGUUUGUUCCUCUUUGUAAAGACUACCUUUAGCUGUUUGUGUUUUUAAGUGAGAGUUCUGUAACUUGUUUAUAAUGUUAAGUCAAAACUUUCCGUCACAUCAGAUAUUACCAUUUUGCAACUAGACAUGACACAUGUGAUAUAAACAAGGAUCAGGUGUAAGUGAGGGACAUGUAUCCACGCCACCUGUGUGGACAUCAGAGUGCUACUUUUGGGGGUCAGUUUUCUUCUCCUAAUGUGGUUCUAAGGAUCAAAGUGAUGUCACCAGGCUUGCAAGGCAACAUGUUUUAUGCACUGAGUUCUCUUGCCAGUGCUGAUAAUCCUACUUUAGAAUAUAAUGGGAAGAAAAAUUCAAAUGCAAUGCGUAAACUAAAUUUAUAAAUUUUUUUAUUCAAAAACCAGUUUUAAGAGUUAUUUUGAGGGAGUUGGACAGAUGGCUCAAUACUUGCUACUUUUGCAGAGGACAGAGGCUUGGUGCCCAGGACCCAUAGGGCAGGUCAUAACCCUCUGUUAACUCUAGUUUCAAGAGAUCCAACACCCUCUUCUGGCCUCCACAGGUACUGAAUGCAUGUAAUACACAUACAUACAUGGAGGCAAAAUAUUUAUCCACGUAAAGUAAAAGUAAAUGUUUUGUUAAAAAAGACAUUUUUACUCUUCCAACUCAGUAAAAGAUAAAUACUAAAAGGACCAUGAUAAGAGGCCCGUUUAGUUGUCAGGAAAUGAGGUAGCUGUGUCGUACAGCCACAUCCUGGGACCCUCAUGCUGUCCCCUGACCUCCAGAUGCACUCCAUGGCCUGUGCCCAUUCCCCAUAUGCGCACACACAAGUAAAUGAGGAACGUUUAGAGCUGUUUCUUGUGGUAGGAUUGUAAGUGGCAAAGGACAUAAAAAGUACUUAGUAUUAUUACUCUUCAGAGAAAUGCAGACAUAGAUGAUCAGAAGUUCAGAGUCAUUCUUGGUUUUGUAACAAGUCUGAGGCCAGUCUGGACUACAUCAGACCCUGUCUUAAAAGAACCACAGUGAGAUGUAACUCUCUGGCCAUUAAGUUGACUAUUGUUUAAACGCCAUUAAUAAGAGAGAAUGUGGGCAAGCUGUGAUCUUCAAACUCUGCUGGUGAGAAUAUUUGUAAAAGUGAUAUGCUUGCUUUGGAAACUAGUCUGACAGUUUCUGCAAAGAUUAAAUGUAAUAUUUAGUAUGCAACCCAACAGUUCACUAUAGGAGUAGACUCAAGAUACAAAACUGUCUAUACACGUCAGUCUUUACUAGUGACUUUACUCAAAACAGCCAAAGCAUUGUAACAGCCCAAUGUCCCCCAAGCAAUAGUCUAUGGGAGUAAAUAUCCUUUGGCUAUGAAGAGUAAUAAAUGUUCCAAAGUUUAAAACUUCAAGAGAGUAAUGACAUAAUUUUAUUUUAUGGUUAAUUUUACAGCUGACAUUAGGUAAUACUUUGAGGUUAAAAUAAACAUUUACCUGUAAUUCAAGCACUUGAGAGGCUGAAACAUAGGGUUCAUGAAUUUGAAGCUUGCCUGGACUACAUGGUCCUAAAACAGCCUGCGGUAAAUAGGGAGACCUUGUCUUUAAAAAAGCAUAUGAGUUGAGAAUUAAGUAGGUACCCUACUCAGAUGGGAGGAACGCCGUUGAGUUCAAGGCUCCUGAGCUACAUAGCCAGGUCUAGGCUGUCCAAAGCUGUGUUACAAAAAUUCAUCUCAGAAACAAGCAAAAAUCACAAGCAUACUAAAACUUGUAUGAAAUUACCAUCAAGCUAUGUGUGUAAAAGUGUACAAAACACAAGUGUUUCACUUGAAUGCCAUCCCCACAACACCUCUAUAUGUAUACCAUGUUCCAGAACUUCAAAUCUGAGACACUUGUGCUUUGAGGCAUUUGGGGAAGAAGUUCUCACAUGAACUGAUUUUGAUUUGUUCUGCAAUAGGGUGAGCCUUGGAAAUAUGCUGAAGUGAAAGAAGCAAGCUUCAGAUCACACCUACUGUGGGACUAACAUAGACCCUCACUCUUUAUAGAUCCCAUAUUUACAAAUUUGUCUACCCACCAAAAUUCACUAUAACCUCAAAAUCAGCACUUUGUCAUUUGUGUGCAUGUAUACAUGUAUAGGACAGUGAAAGAUGUGUAAUCACAGGUGAAGUUGAGCAAAGCAGUGUUCAAGCUGAUUUUAACCCUAACAGCUGUGAGAUCAUGGCCAUUGUAUAGUCUGUUUAGUUCCGGGGUUUUCACAUUACGAAUUGAUCUCACUUUUUAAAAUGGCCCCCAAGUUAGAUCUGUCUAAUAAUCCAAAGUACAAGGUGUAUGUGAAGCUUUACUAAAGAAAAGGUGUAAGUAUUUGAGUUGUUGAAGCAUGAGUUAUUGUGCUGACACAUUAUUAAUACAUGGACAAGCUGGUGUAUGUACUAGUUGGUUGAUUAAAGUAUGAUUUGAAAGACAGGCAUGGUGGCGUAUGCAUUUAAUCCCUGCACUGGAGAGACCAGCUACACAGUACAGUAUAGGCCAGAGUGGGCUGUCUCAAAGUGAUCUAAAGCCUACAGAAACCUAUCACUCCUGGGCAUAAUGAUUGGGUAUUGGCAACUUUAUAGAUGUUUUAAGAAUAUUUCAACAACUGAAACCAACUAUAUCUGAAAUACCUAGACUAGAUAAGGUCAUAGAGACAAAGUAAGUUUGUGUUUACCAAAGGUUAGAGAUGGAAAGGAAACUGGAAGUGACUGCUGGUGAAUACAGGGUAUUUUAAAACUAAGUAAUACAGUGUGACUGGCAACGGCUUUCAUUAUGGUGUUCUCAGCUAUGUCCUUAUGCUGUUAGGAUCUAUCUUUUUUUUUUUUGGUUCUUUUUUUUUCGGAGCUGGGGACCGAACCAGGGCCUUGCGCUUCCUAGGCAAGCGCUCUACCACUGAGCUAAAUCCCCAACCCCUGUUAGGAUCUAUCUUAAUUCUCAUUGCCAUCCCUGUGACCUCCGAGUGUCUUUCAGGAGUAAUGAAAGUAUUGCAACUAGGAAAAUAAUAAAGAAUUUUAUAUUAACUGGGUAAACUAAUGGUAACUGGAUUUUACGUCAAAGCUAUUUUACACUUCUGGGGAAAGGACUAGUUUAUUUUUUGUUUUGUUUUUUAUUAAUUGUGUUAUUGAUUGUAUGAAACUUUAGCUUUCAGUGAUGGGGUAGUAACAAAUGUUUUUUUUUCCCUUGGGAAAUGCCUUCCAAGAUACAUACAGGGUAAUGUAUCAAGUUUAGAAGUUAAUUUUGGUUAUUUCAAGAAUUUGUGGACCAAAGUGAGAGAAAAAAAUAUGAUCUGCUGACUUGGGCCCUACUUUAUUGACAAGACCUGGACAACCAACGCUUACCAGAGUGCCUCCACCUAUUCUUCCCAGGCCGUCCCAGCAGACAGGCGGCAACAAUGUGAACACUUUCAGACCUGCUUACAGUUCAUUCUCAUCUGGAUAUGGAGCCUAUGGAAAUGCGUUCUACGGAAGCUAUAGCCCGUAUAGUUACGGAUACAAUGGUUUGGGCUUUAACCGCCUCCGAGUAGAUGAUCUUCCUCCCAGUAGGUUUGUCCAGCAAGCUGAAGAAAGCAGCAGAGGUGCCUUCCAGUCCAUUGAGAGCAUCGUGCAUGCGUUUGCCUCGGUCAGCAUGAUGAUGGAUGCCACUUUCUCAGCCGUCUACAACAGCUUCAGGGCUGUCUUGGACGUAGCAAACCACUUUUCCCGGCUAAAGAUACACUUCACCAAGGUUUUUUCAGCCUUUGCGUUAGUGAGGACUAUAAGAUAUCUUUAUAGACGGUUACAGUGGAUGAUGGGUUUAAGGAGAGGCUCUGAGAACGAGGACCUAUGGGCAGAAAGUGAAGGAACUGUGGCCUGCCUUGGUGCCGAGGACCAAGCAAAUAACUCAGCAAAAUCUUGGCCAAUAUUCCUGUUCUUUGCUGUCAUCCUUGGUGGUCCUUAUCUCAUCUGGAAACUUCUGUCUACACAUAGCGAUGAAGUAACAGACAGCACCAACUGGGCAAACGGUGAGGACGACCAUGUAGUUGCUAGAGCAGAAUACGACUUUGCCGCUGUGUCUGAUGAAGAAAUUUCUUUCCGUGCUGGUGAUAUGCUAAAUCUAGCCCUCAAAGAACAACAACCCAAAGUGCGUGGCUGGCUUCUGGCUAGUCUUGACGGUCAAACAACAGGACUUAUACCUGCAAAUUAUGUCAAAAUUCUUGGUAAAAGAAGAGGCAGAAAAACAGUAGAAUCGAGUACAAUGCCCAAGCAGCAACAGUCUUUUACCAACCCAACAUCAGUUAAAGGAGUCACUACCACCAAUUCUUUGGAGGAACAGGAAGCUGCCUUUGAAUCUGUUUUUGUUGAAACUAAUAAGGUUGCCGGUACACCUGAUUCUACAGGGAAAAAUGGAGACAAACAAGACCUUUGAUGUGUUUCAUGUUUGCGGGCAGGUGAACAAUAUUUUAGAGUAUUUUUAAAAUUAUUUCUUACAGAGGAAUUAAUUUGCGGUUGAAUGAAAGCAUUUGCUCAUGGCUGUCCCGGGCGUUCUGCUGCUAGAAGUUAUGUAGUCACACGCUAGUUGCUGGUCAAGUGAUCUGGCUACACUUGAUUGUCUCUUGGACCAUGAGGACAUUUGUUUCACUUAGCUUUUAAGAUUGUGGAGAUAGUUGUCGGCUCCAUCUUAUCUCAGUCCCCAGGCUUAUUGGAUCAAUAAAUUUGAUGAACAAUAGAACACACAAGUUGCCUCAGAAGGGAUCACUAAUGCUUUUUAAAGUUCUGAGUUAGUUGACGUGAAGUCUUCAAAAAUUGAGUGAUAACAACUACUUAUAAGAACAGACAAAAGUCUAAAUUUUUAUAACCUUAUAAAGAAACUAAAUAAUAAAAAUUUUCUGAUCUA